Molecule: messenger RNA, 2764 nt
Organism: Melanotaenia boesemani (Boeseman's rainbowfish)
Lineage: Eukaryota; Metazoa; Chordata; Actinopteri; Atheriniformes; Melanotaeniidae
Gene: rxfp2a
Product: relaxin family peptide receptor 2a
Exons: 20
Coding region: 202-2469 (755 amino acids)
Biological process (GO): G protein-coupled receptor signaling pathway
Cellular component (GO): membrane
Molecular function (GO): protein binding; G protein-coupled receptor activity
Source: RefSeq, a predicted model, not a curated record
UUCACUUGUGCACGGACUCAUUUUUCUCUUUUCCCUGCGCAGGUUCAACUUUAUCCUCCGUAGCUUUUGUUAGUUCGUUUGUUAAACGCAGGCUUUGCUCUGACAUAUUUGGACCGAGCGGUACUUGCUGAUUUCUUUGUGGACUGCCUGGUUUUCACUGGAGGAAACGGACCGUGAUUCCGACGUUGCAGCCGGAGCGACAUGAGGGCAGGGAAACUUCAGAGUCCUAGGAUGGACAUACCUGUCAUCAUUUUGUUCAUCCACCUAACCCAAACUCAGAUUAAAGCAUUGGUGGCCAGCAGGCUGGAAGAAGACGCCAGGUGUCCACUUGGCCAGUUUCCAUGUGGGAACAUGAGUGAGUGUCUCCCUCAGGCUUUGCACUGUAACGGAUACAAAGACUGUCCCAACGGAGCUGAUGAAUGGCGCUGCGGUGACAACGUCGGACUGGCAGACUUCAUCGGAGGAACCCUUCAGAACAUGCCUGUCAUGCCUCCCUUUCUUAAUGAGUGCUUUUUGCAGGAGUAUCCAGAAAGUUGUGACUGCAUACAAACAGACGUUGAGUGUGUGGAGGUCAACCUUCAGGAUGUUCCUGUGCUCUCUCCAAAUGUUACCUGGCUGUCCCUGAGGAGCAAUAAGAUCAGAGUGUUGUCUGAUUUUGUUUUCUCAGAAAACUCUGGACUGAAGAGACUGUUUCUACAAAACAACAGCCUCCAGUUCAUAUCCAAAAAUGCCUUCAGUGGCCUCUACAAUUUGAAAAAGUUGUUUCUCAGUGACAAUUUGAUAACCUCCCUCAAUCCUGGUGUGUUCAAGGAUCUGAAUCAAUUAGAAUGGCUGAUGUUGGAUCAUAACCCACUUAGCAGCUUGUCCCAGGAUACCUUCAUUGGGCUCCAUUCCCUCAUGUACCUAUCCAUGGUGGACACCUCCCUGGAGCAGCUUCCUCAUCCAAGCUUCUGUCAACAUAUGCCUGCCUUGGACUGGCUGGAUCUCGAGGGAAACCAGAUACAAACUCUAAACUACUCUAUCUUAAAGACAUGCAGCAAACUUGAAGUUCUAUUACUGAUGGACAACAGGAUCAUACGAAUUCCUGAAAACACCUUCCAGUCUUUGCUGAAGCUGGCUGAGCUGAAUCUGUCUAGCAACAGGAUCAGGGAUCUGCCAAAGAACACCUUCAAGAGUCUCUCCAAGUCCCUCCUGAAACUAAAUAUAUCUCACAAUCCUCAUCUAGACAUUCACCCGAGCCACUUCAACCACCUGACGCAACUUCAGUCCCUGGCACUGGAAGGCAUUGAGAUCUCAGAUAUUCAGACUAAAAUGUUUCUUCCUAUGAAGAACCUCUCCCACAUCUAUUUUAAGAAGUUCCAGUACUGCUCGUAUGCACCUCACGUCAGGUCCUGCAAGCCCAACACAGAUGGCAUCUCAUCAUUCGAAGACCUGCUGGCUAACAUGGUGUUGCGAGUGUCUGUCUGGGUCAUGGCCUUCAUUACUUGCUUUGGUAAUCUCUUAGUCAUCGGCAUGAGAUCACUGAUUCGAGCAGAGAACAACCUGCAUGCUGCGUGCAUCAAAGUCCUCUGCUGUGCAGACUGCCUCAUGGGGGUUUACCUGUUUUUUGUUGGAGUUUUCGAUGUAAAGUUUCGUGGGCAGUAUAAUCGUAAUGCCUUGCUGUGGAUGGAGAGUGUGGAGUGUCGUACUAUUGGAUUCCUGGCCAUGCUCUCCUCACAGGUGUCUGUUCUGCUCCUGACCUACCUGACGCUUGAGAAAUUCCUGGUUAUUGUCUUCCCCUUCAGCAAUCUGCGUCCUGGCAAACUUCAAAUAGUGGUGGUCCUAUCUUCUAUCUGGGUGAUGGGAUUCAUCAUCGCUGCUGUGCCGCUUAUGAAUGAGGAGGUCUUUGGAAACUACUAUGGACGUAAUGGGGUCUGCUUUCCCCUGCACUCUGACAGGCAAGAAAACCCUACUGCCAAAGGAUAUUCCACAGGGAUUUUUCUAGGUCUAAAUCUGGUGGCAUUCCUGGUGAUCGUCUUCUCCUACUCCAGCAUGUUCUACUCCAUCUAUAAAACAGGCAUCAAUGCAACAGACGUGAGGAGCAGACUGCACAAAGAUGUGGCUGUGGCUAACAGGUUUUUCUUCAUAGUGUUCUCUGAUGCCCUCUGCUGGAUUCCCAUAUUUUUGGUGAAAAUUCUCUCACUGUUGGAGGUGGAGAUACCUGACACAAUCUCCAGCUGGGUUGUUAUCUUCAUCCUUCCAAUCAACAGUGCCUUGAACCCCAUCCUCUACACCUUGACCACAAGCUUCUUCAGAGAACAGGUGGAAGUUUUGCUCUGUCGCUGGCAGAGGGGACACACCCUAAAGAAAGACCGCAAAAGCCUCACCUCCUCCACGAUCUUCAUGGAGACAGCACGGACAGCUUGCUGCCAGCCGCCAGCCUACCUCCAGCAGGUGUCUCUGAUCAGCCCAGAUCCUCGGUACGCCUGAAAGAGCAUUUUGUAAACUGAUAUUUUCUAAACAAUGGGUCAUUGGCCUAUUUUUUGCCGCAUUUUUAGACUCCCACAUGACAACAGCACUGUUUUAACAAAACAGACUUCCACGAGGAAAACAGUAACAGUCACUGUGCUGUUUCAUGAAGCUCUGACAUUUAUUAAAAAAAAAAAAAAAAGCUUUUGUUUUCUAUUUAUAGGCAAAGCACCUUGGGCAAAGUGUCUUACUCUAAAGGCUGUUACAUACUCCAUGAGAAGCAAGAACUUAUUUCUUGUUUGUGAGAAUAAAAUGA